Messenger RNA from Mollisia scopiformis, 1294 nucleotides. RefSeq names its product NAD(P)-binding protein. NCBI's taxonomy places the organism in Eukaryota, Fungi, Ascomycota, Leotiomycetes, Helotiales, Mollisiaceae. The transcript has a single exon. The record is from RefSeq and is a predicted model, not a curated record. The coding region runs from base 227 to 1153 and encodes 308 amino acids.
CAUGCAUCUCAUGCCACCCUUCAGCCUCAAUCCACGAUUAUUUAAAAGUUAAGUCUUAGCUGAAAGUUUAUCUCUUUUUGCCCUUCUCAACAUUUCUGAUCUUCAACAACCACAUCAAUGACGUAGUCCUCGUCGAGCAAUUAUUAAGCAUCUCAUAUAAAACUUCCCUCCAUAACCACAUCCUCACCACAUCCCCAAACCCCAUCCCGCUCUCUUUCCCCCAAAAAUGCUCGCCCUAACCUCAACAACCGGCAAACUUGGCCACGCAACCCUCUCCGCCCUCCUCACGCACUCCCUCCUCCCCCCCUCCCAACUAAUAAUCCUAACCUCCACGCCCCUCACCUCCCCAAAACUGACCCCCUACCGCGAUCUCGGCAUCCAAACCCGCCCCUUCAACUUCUCCUCUCCGUCCCCCUCCUCAUUCUCCGGAAUCACAAAACUCUUCCUAGUCUCCACCCCCGAAAUAUCCCUCGAUUUCUCCGACGCCGCGAAAGGCGGCCGCGAGAGCGUGCAUAUAGCCACCAUCCGCACCGCUAUCUCGGCUGGUGUGAAAGAAAUCGUGUACACCUCCCUCGCGUUCGGGGAUGAGAGCGAGGCAGGCGUAAUGAGGGCGCAUUUACGGACGGAGGAAUUUUUGAAAAGUCUGAAGGAGAAGGGAGAGGUGGAGUAUACGAUUAUCAGAGAAGGACUGUAUAACGAGUCCUGGCCGCUUUAUCUGGGUUAUUUCGACGUCGAAGGAAGGGAUGAGAGGAGCGAGAUUGUGGUUGCGGGAGAUGGGAAGGUGAGCUGGACGGGGAUUGCUGAUUUAGGGGUUGGGAACGCGGUUAUUUUGGCGGAUGGGAGGGGGAGAUGGAAGGGGAAGACGGUAGUUUUGUGUAGUGGGGAGAAGAGGAGUUUGAGGGAGAUUGCUGGGGUAGUGGGGAAGUGCAGGGGGAGAGAGGUAGAAGUGAAGGUUGUGGGGAGGGAGGAGUAUGUGGAGGAGUAUGUUGGGAGGGAGAGGGAGAGGGAUGCUGUUGAGUGGUGGAGUAGUACUUAUGGGGCAUUGGAGAAGGGAGAAUGCGAUAUUUCUGAUCCGACGCUAGAGGAGAUUUUGGCUGAGAAGGGGAUUGGGCCGAAGUCUGUUGAAGAGACGGUUAAGGAGAUGCUUUCUUGAAGAGGAUGGUCACAUGAUAUGCUUCUGUAAUCCUAAAUCGUUUCCGACAGUGGUCUCCAAGUUAUGUGAUGGGGUUCUUGUUACUUUGACUGAGCUCUGGAUGCAUUCUCGCGUGAAAUUAUUUGAGGACUAUAUAUUUCU